AUGUGCAUAGCGGGACUGAAUGAGAGACCUCUCUGGGACUGCUCAGACAUAGUCCAGCUCGAUUCAUUCCACAAGUCACUUCUAACCGUUGUCUUUCAUUUUUAUAUUGUCCAGCAUCGGCCACAGGAUGAUCUUGUAUGUUCUCUCAUCAUAAACGUUGGCGAUUUGCAUCCUGUGAGUGCUGAUAUGGGUUACUUAAAUGCCACGCAUGCGCGACUUUCAACAUUGCGGACGCGUAUAAGUGAAGAUUACAUCAAGCUGACGUCGCUGCGGUCGCGGGCCAAGUCUUUGCGGUCCGAAAUCGAAGCUGUUGACAAAGAGGAAAAUGCUCUGCAGUCGUCAUUGCGAGCCUGCUCUGACAAAGUCUGGCGGAUACUCGGUCGAAUAGAGUCACGCAAAACCGAACUUGACAAGAUGCUGCAGCUCUAUAAUUUGAGGAAGCUUGAUGUGCUAAAUGAUUUGACAAAAACCUUUCCUAUUGAUGUUGUCGGGGAGGCACCGGUUCUCGGGAAAUCUCUCCCUUCCCCAUCAGACUAUCUCAUGACAAUCUGUGGACUGCUCCUUGUUGACAGUGACGCCCCUGGUUUUAUAAGCGCCGCACCGCUAGCCUCCUGGGUGGACGUUGGAAACGGGAAGUUGGCGGUUAAGGAGCAGUCGGCGGUUGUGUCCGGGUCGCUCGAUGACUCCCUCCGACUUUCCCAAUCAAUACGCAGUCUCCUCUUGGUAAAUAAGCCACAAACAGCUAGCACGGCGCUUGCUCAUGUCGCCUCUCUCCUACAACUCGUUUCCUCCGCCCUCGAUGUGCCCCUCCGUUUCCCGAUUAGGCGGCAGCUUGAAUGCGACUUUCAAAUCCGCAUCGUUGAUCCAUUUGCCCAGGGUGACGAUGAGAGCUUUCCACUGUAUGUGCAACGGAACGGAGAGCUGUACCGGUAUGCCGUUUUUUUGCUUAACCUUAACAUCACAAUCCUCCGGAGUUUCUUCAAUUUCCCGACUCUUAAUCAAAGAGCUAGUUUGUGGAAUCUCAAGAAUUUCCUGGCGACACACCUUCAAUCCAUCGAUUGGAAACAACUAUCGCCAUGUUUGGAAGACAAUAAUCACAUCAGUGAUGCGACCGACAGCUGA
Molecule: messenger RNA, 1122 nt
Organism: Mesocestoides corti
Lineage: Eukaryota; Metazoa; Platyhelminthes; Cestoda; Cyclophyllidea; Mesocestoididae
Source: the annotation of a GenBank genome assembly